Molecule: messenger RNA, 1620 nt
Organism: Knipowitschia caucasica
Lineage: Eukaryota; Metazoa; Chordata; Actinopteri; Gobiiformes; Gobiidae
Source: the annotation of a GenBank genome assembly
AUGGUCUCCAGGCGCACGGGGUUUGUGGGAAUCAUGGCGUCCUCCGCGAACAGCGUCUGCGGCAGUGCUAUGAGCCGAAAGACAAACACAAUGGACGUGUGUGAUAGGACUGGGUCUGAGUCGUGUUGUGGCAGAAAAGCUGAAAAAACGACAUGUAGCUCUACGCAGGGCAGCAUGACUGUUACGUCGCUGAAAUCUCGGUUGGGGCCGACCAUUCACACAGCCAUGUCCGCCGCGGUUGAUGCUCUUUUGGGUGAAGUGGUGAUAGUACUGAAUGAGACCCAACUGGAGAUGGUCCACAAGGAAGAGGAGAAUGCAAGGCUGAAAGUCCGUCUGGAGGUAUCUGAGCGGGAACUAAAGACUUUACAGGACUGUCUGUGUAGUGCACAGAAAGUCAUAGAUCAACUCCAAAUCUCCUACUCGGGUGCUCAUGUGGUCAGCCAGCCUGUUUUUGCACCUUCACUUUCUUCUAUGACUGGCAUGCAGCGAGACUCUCAGAAUCAGAGGAAUGUGAGCGGUCCUGACCUGGGACUUGGAGGAUCAGCUGAUGAGUCUCUUCAGGGAUUUGGUCUGAGUAACGAUUACAAGAUGGGCCACCUAUCUAUCCAGCCUGACGGCUCUGUGACCAAUCACAACAUGGACUCUUUUGGAUCAAAUAUCUCCCAUAUGUGCUCUAACUCCAAAACAGAUGAGAGGCAGUCCCACAGGCCAGUAUCAGUACAUCGGUUUGAGAUAAAGGAAGAGCAAAGACCUGUUCCAGCCUCAGUGGAGCCCAAGAAGAAAGACACCGGGGGAGGAGGUGAACAGGGGGCUCAAAAUGAGCAUGGUUUUGUCCAGGUUGGAGGAGGAGGGCCAUCGCAGCACUGCUUUCCUCAGCCGCUUCGUGCCCAAAGAUCUUUGCAAGACUGUAAUGCUGCCGUCUCUGCAGAUGAACUUAGUGACCUGAAAAUAGUGUCUGUGACUUCGAUGACAUCCAGUAUCUCACCAGGUGAAGCAGAGGACAUAGCUGGACCUUCAGGAGUGGGCUCAGCAGCUGGUCCCUCAGUUGACAGGCCACACCACUGCAUAGAGUGUGGCAAGACGUUUCGGCUGGUCUCCAGUCUGAAAAAGCACAUUCGUAUCCAUACGGGUGAAAAGCCAUACCCAUGUGGCGUAUGCGGUCGUCGUUUUCGUGAAUCUGGAGCUCUGAAGACACACUUGCGUAUUCAUACAGGAGAGAAACCCUAUUCGUGCUCAGAGUGUGGCACAUGCUUUCGACACCUGGAUGGUCUGCGCAAGCACAGACGCACACACACAGGCGAGAAGCCCUAUGUGUGCAACAUCUGUGGAAAACGACUGAGUCGACUGCAGCACCUCAAGCACCACCAGCUCAUCCACACGGGAGAGCGGCCUUGUUGCUGCCCCUUCUGUAACCGCACCUUCAAGGAACCUGCGGCGCUGCGGAAACAUGUUCGAACACAUCAGGAGGAAGUCAACCACAUGGAUAUUGGUGCCAGUGAGGACCAACAUCAAGAGCCCAUUGAUGAUAUGAACAACCUCCACCCGACUGCUCCUUCUCCCCAGAUGAGGUUUGAAGGGUGGGGAACAGAAGAGGACAGUGCAGGGGUCGACUGUGUUUAA